UUGCACAAAAACCUCCUCUUGUUGCGCUCACAUCUGUCCUGUUGUCUCUUUCCACGUGUUCCAGCCUUUUCUGCGGCCCCUCCCCUUCGGCUCCCGACCUCUGUCCUCAUUGGCCCAGAUGCCUGUCAGUCACCGCGUAGACGGACGAAGCCCCGCCCUCUGGCCGCUUGACAGUUGUCCCCUGACGUCACCGGUUCCGUCCCAACACGGAAACACAAGAGAGAGAAGUUGCGUCGCUGUUGUUAUGGAUUUAAAGCGGUGUCCCCAGCUUUAAAUUUUCACAGAGUUUGCGAGCUGUCCACUCGGCCUCGGCGACGUCAAACGGCCGGUGCUAACUUUCACACAAAUGGAGGUAGCCGCUGGAAAUGGAGAGAGAGUUCGACCUCUGUUGUCAGUUCAAUAGCUCCAGUACCUCGGUUUGUUUAGAGCCAUGAAAGAAAGCGUUUUAGGGGUCACGGGGGCUCUGGGACGCCCGCUGCUGUCACUCCUCCUGCUCCUCUGGGUCGGCGGCCUGUUUCAGGUUGUUGGGGUCAGAUCAGUCACCCUCCCAGAGUCCCUCCUGUUUGUCUCGACCCUGGACGGCAGUCUGCACGCCGUCUCCAAACAGACAGGAGACAUCAAGUGGACGUUAAGAGAAGACCCCAUUAUUCAAGUUCCUGUCUACCUCACAGAGCCGGGUUUUCUUCCUGACCCAAAUGAUGGCAGUUUGUACGUACUUGGUGGAAAGCACAAAGAAGGCUUGAUGAAACUGCCCUUUACUAUCCCAGAGCUGGUUCAGUCAGCUCCCUGCAGGAGCUCUGAUGGCAUACUCUAUACAGGUAAAAAGCAGGAUGUGUGGUUUGUGGUGGAUCCUGAAACAGGUGAAAAGCAAACCAGUUUAACUACCUCCACCUCCGAAUCCAUCUGCCCAAACACUCCUCUCCUCUACAUAGGACGCACAGAGUACAUGGUUACAAUGUUUGAUACGAAGACGCAAGAGCUGCGAUGGAACGCCACUUACAACGAUUACUCUGCUCCUCCUUAUGAUGAGAAGCAAGACUACAAAAUGGCCCAUCUGGUUUCGAGUGGCGAUGGUCUCGUAGUGACAGUUGACAGAGAGUCAGGUGACGUCCUGUGGAGUCAGAACUACGGCUCGCCUGUCAUAGGCGUCUACCUGUACUCUGGAGACUCGCUGAGACACGCCCCUCACCUGUCCCUCGCCAUGGAAACGCUGCGCUUCCUCACCUUCUCCUCUGCCAAUGACCAGGCAGACGCACACUCCACCUUGAAGUGGAGCUACCAGUUUGUGAAGGAGCAAGCCAGCGCUCAAACACAACUAGUACCCACUCUCUACGUAGGAAAAUUGGACUCCCACCUUUACGCCUCGACUUCUCUUGUCCACCACGGAGUCUCAUUAGUGCCCCGGGGACUGACCCUCGCCCGCAUUGAAGGUCCAAUGACGGCCGGAGUAACGGUCAGAGAGAGAGGGGAGUGUGAGAUCACACCGUCCACUGAUGUUCGCUAUCCUCCAGGGAGCACAAACAGCCAGAAAAACCACUGGCUGCUAAUUGGCCACCAUGAGCUCCCUCCGGUUGCCCACACCACCAUGCUGAGGGAAUUUCCCGUCACCCUGCAGCGUUCUGGCGAACCAGUCAUCCCCCCUAGAACUCCAUCCUCUUCUCCAGUGUCCCCUGCCUCCUACUACCGGGAACGCUACUUUCAUACGGUUGCUGGUAGCCAUGGCGAUGCUAAUGCUAACAGAGGAGAGGCUGAUGGCAGGACAUCCGGACAGGCUCAGAGGGUGCCCACUGGGUCGGUCUAUUUCACUCAGGACCGUCUGACUGUGGUUGUCGUGACUCUGCUGCUGGGAGGAUGGCUUGCCCUUCUGCUCAUGUAUCCCAUUCGUGCGUCCAACCAUCUGAAGGCUCAAAGGCAGCUGGAGGAGGCUCUGGAGUCCCGUCUCCAGCGCAUGCAGACAAACAUCCAGACGGUGACCUUGGGUUCCUCAGACACGGCUCAAACAGUCUCCUCCACUGACUCCCCGCCUGCGUCUGCUGACCCUCCACCCAGUCCGCACAGUCACAGCAGCAGCACCUCGGAUGUGGAUAAAAAUGGCACAGCUGUGCUCAAAUCUGCAGCAGAGGGAAACAGUGAGGAGGUGCAGGUGGGCAAAAUCUCCUUCACCCCCUCCGAUGUGCUUGGACACGGAACAGCGGGAACCUUUGUUUUCAGAGGCAAGUUUGACGGACGGCAUGUGGCGGUGAAGCGAAUCCUGCCGGAGUGUUUCGAGGUAGCGGAGCGAGAGGUGCAGCUUCUCAGAGAGUCCGACACACACCCGAACGUGAUCCGAUACUUCUGCACGGAGAGAGACCGUCUCUUCAGUUACAUCGCCAUCGAGCUGUGUGCUGCAACCCUGCAACAGUAUGUCGAGGAUCCAUCUUGCUUUUCCGAACUCAAUCCUAUAUCUCUGCUGGAGCAGACCAUGUGUGGCCUCUCACACCUCCACUCACUCAAUAUAGUCCAUCGUGACCUGAAGCCCAGAAACAUCCUCCUCUCUUGUCCGAGCGCGCUGGGCCGGGUCCGAGCUCUCAUCUCGGACUUUGGACUCUGUAAGAAGAUCCCAGAGGGUCGAUGCAGCUUCUCGAUGCGGUCUGGAAUACCGGGAACUGAAGGGUGGAUAGCUCCAGAAGUGCUGAGAGAUACGCCUGGAAACAAGCCGACGACAGCAGUGGACGUGUUCUCAGCAGGCUGUGUAUUUUACUACGUGAUCAGCAGGGGGCAGCAUCCGUUUGGCGACGCUUUGAGACGUCAGAUCAACAUCCUGUCCGGAGAAUAUUCCCUCUCACAUUUUAUGCAGGAUAUACACGAUGACGUGAUAGCACAGGAUCUGAUUGAGCAAAUGAUCAGCGCCGAGGCCGAGUCACGUCCCUCCACAGCCUGUGUGCUCAAACAUCCUUUCUUCUGGAGCCCCGAGAAGCAGCUGCUCUUUUUCCAGGAUGUGAGCGACCGCAUAGAGAAGGAGCCGGCGGACAGUCAGAUCGUGAUCAGGCUGGAGACUGCGGGACGAGCGGUGGUCCGAACCAACUGGAGGAUGCACAUCUCUGUGCCUCUGCAGACGGAUUUGAGGCGGUUCAGGACUUACAAAGGAAACUCGGUGAGAGACCUGCUCAGAGCGAUGAGGAAUAAGAAGCAUCACUACCACGAGCUGCCGCCGGAGGUGCAGGAGACCCUCGGCGAGCUGCCCGAAGGCUUCGUCGGCUACUUCACCUCCAGGUUUCCACGGUUACUGAUGCACACACACGCUGCUCUGCACAUCUGUGCACACGAGAGACUGUUUCACCCUUACUAUCUGGCCCCCAACGCCAAAUAGCUUUCACGUUACUCUGCACUCCCUGCGCUUCACACUCAAUGUGCACAGGUGUGUAAAACGAAUCCUUGACAGUUCCCCCGUUAUUGCUUUUGUAAAGCCCAUACUGUUUUUUGGGGAGAAGUAACAGUGCUGUGAAACAGUUUUUUUUUUUUUUUUUAAUGCUUUGGCUUGUUUUAUAGAUUCAUUUUUAUUACAUUUCACUUUUCUAUCCUCCACAAAGACCGCAUACGUUUGUAUGAAAACUGUUUUAAACUGCGUUUAUAUGAAGACACUCCUUUUGAAAUAAGGUGAAAAAGAUAUAUUUUUUAGAAAUCAAGUUUAAAAUACAACACACACUAACAAAAAGAAGCUGAAACUUCUUUGACUUUUUUAAACCUUUGUCUGGAACAUACACAGACCAAACAGUGUUCCUGUUACAUUAAAACAAUUAGAGUGUGUUCUUAAUGUCUGCACUCAUCUUGUGUCAUAACUUUGUCAAAAGGAAUUUUUUUUAAAAAUGCAGCAUCUCAGAGAGCCAUUCAUAACCAUUAAAAGAUUUAAAUGACCCUUUUUUUGGCAUUUGACACACAAACUUUGUCGCAGCACUAUGGGUAAAGCAGACACUGGACAACUAAAGCUUGUGCUGUUGUACAUGUCUACAAAGCUGCGUGUCCAUUUAAGCAGCUAGUUAAACAGUUCUGCUCAGGUUCCUGUGUCUGCUGCGCUUCGUUUAGCCCUCCUGUAGAAAGGGCCAAAGACUCACAAUGUUUACGGGCGACUUUUUUUUUUUUUUUUGUAUUUGAGGCGUGUGUUUGUACCUGAACGGUAGCUACACUGACUGUGUUAUCCACUAAAAACCCUAAAAACAUGGCCGCUGAUUAAUGACGUACGUGUGGAGAGGGGGAGCAAAAAAUGUCAGAUUUCCCAGUAAUGUAGUUUGUCUUGUUUACGCAUUUUGAACUGAACUGCAGUUACUUUCAUUGGAUCACCGGCUCCUGUGCGCUGCUGGACUUCAGGCCCGUACAGCCCCAAAGAAACACCACUAAAUUCUCAGAGCGACACCUGACACCUCUCCCUGUAAACACUGGAUGGAGCUUUGUUUAUAGUUUUGCAGCAGAGCGAAUGAUGAUAUAUAUUUUUCUUUUUGUAUUUUUAUUGAAGGAAUGAAUAAAUUGAUGCUUUGGGUGUGCCAAAGAAUGAACUAAAA
Mugil cephalus (flathead mullet) is the source of this 4535-nucleotide messenger RNA. RefSeq names its product endoplasmic reticulum to nucleus signaling 2 (gene ern2). NCBI's taxonomy places the organism in Eukaryota, Metazoa, Chordata, Actinopteri, Mugiliformes, Mugilidae. The transcript has 24 exons. Gene Ontology annotation, cellular component: IRE1-TRAF2-ASK1 complex. Bases 431 to 3349 code for a protein of 972 amino acids. Gene Ontology annotation, biological process: protein phosphorylation; intrinsic apoptotic signaling pathway in response to endoplasmic reticulum stress; mRNA processing. The record is from RefSeq and is a predicted model, not a curated record. Gene Ontology annotation, molecular function: protein serine/threonine kinase activity; ATP binding; RNA endonuclease activity.